CGGUUAACAACACAGUCACAUGACUACUAACCAGCUGAUGGCUUUUUUGCAAUAGAAUAUCAUGAAUAACACGACAUCGGUUACAAAGCUGUUAUUCUCCAAGUAAUAACAACGGUGCAAUACCUAUUCUUUAAUAUUUUAGGUAUUUGCGUGCUGUCUCGUUAUUUAAUCGCCGUCCAGACGUAAUUGAAGUACAUACGACCGUUUGCAGCCAAAGGACAAGAUGUCAGGAAAAGAGAGAAUCGACGUCUUCCCCUCGAGAAUGGCCCAGACCAUCAUGAAGGCCCGUCUGAAGGGGGCCCAGACUGGUAGAAACCUACUGAAGAAGAAGGCUGAUGCCCUCUCCAUGCGCUUCCGUCAAAUCCUCCGCAAGAUCAUCGAGACUAAGACAUUGAUGGGUGAAGUGAUGAGGGAGGCGGCCUUCUCUUUGGCUGAGGCGAAAUUCGCUGCUGGCGACUUCAGCACUACUGUCAUCCAGAAUGUGAACAAGGCCCAGGUGAAGGUUCGGGCUAAGAAGGAUAACGUGGCAGGUGUCACUCUACCUGUGUUUGAGCACUACCAAGAAGGAGGGGACAGUUAUGAGCUGACUGGUCUGGCCAGGGGAGGAGAGCAGCUCUCCAGGCUGAAGAGGAACUAUGCCAAAGCAGUGGAGCUGCUAGUGGAGUUGGCCUCCUUACAGACUUCCUUUGUCACGCUGGAUCAGGCCAUCAAGAUCACCAACCGCCGUGUGAACGCCAUUGAGCAUGUGAUCAUCCCCCGCAUUGAGCGGACCCUCAGCUACAUCAUCACUGAGCUGGAUGAGAGGGAACGAGAAGAGUUCUACAGGCUGAAGAAAAUCCAGGAGAAAAAGAAGCAGAUGAGGGAGAGGACGGAGAAGGAGAUUGCCGCCCGUCUGGCCAAGCUGGGCCCCAUCGCUGAGCCGUCCAACAUGCUGAUGGAGGAAACCGACCAGGACCUGCUGUUUGAGUGACAUGCCGUCACCCGUGGCUACUCCGUCACCCGUGGCUACUCCGUCACCCACAUCCUAUUUAUUCUGUGCCUCUCCGGCCACGUUGAUGUCUUCUUGUGUGCGAAAGGGAAGAAUUGUCUGUUUUUUUUGUUGUACACGUUGGUGAUGUUUUGUUGUCGUUUUCAGUAUUGGAGAUGUGUCCAGAUUUAUCACAGUGUAGAAAUAUCAGAACUUUGCAGCUAACAGCAAUCACAUCAGUUCACUAGAGUGUCAAACUUGUCGAGGAUGAGUUAUCUUUGGAAUGCUUAAGUAGCAAAUAAUAUAUGUACAUUGAGUUAAAUGACAUGGUUUACAAAUGUGAGCUGUAUUAAGCAUUCCAUCUGAUUGGGUUAGGGCAUAGAUGGCUAAUGGCAAUGCUUCCAUCAGAACAGUCAGUCAAUGCAUGCUGUCAUUCUGUACAGUUAAAACAGGGUGGUCGUUCUUUCCCCCCCUAAGUGUCUGUGUUGUGGAUGCUAAUCGCUUCCAUGGUCACCACAUAUCAGUAUUGACCAUAAAAGAAUGGCAUUCUGUUUCUGUGCAAUUUCAUUCUAUUUCUAUGGUACUGUAUUGACCCUUAUAACAGGAGGAUGGCUAACAUGUGGGUCCCGUGUGGCUCAGCUGGUAGAGCAUCACGCUUGCAACGCCAGGGUUGUGUGGUUCUCCCCCCCCCCCCACGGUGCCCCAAUAUGACAAAUGUACUGUAAGUCACUCUGGAUAAGAGUGUCUGCUAAAUGACAAUGUACUGCUGACCCCCUAUAACCAUCUGCAGUGGCACCCUGAGUGCAACCCCACUUAUGUCGGAACAAUUCAUCCAAAUAAAGAUUAUCUGAAUAUUC
Messenger RNA from Salmo salar (Atlantic salmon), 1824 nucleotides. RefSeq names its product V-type proton ATPase subunit D. The record is from RefSeq and is a predicted model, not a curated record. Gene Ontology annotation, molecular function: proton-transporting ATPase activity, rotational mechanism. NCBI's taxonomy places the organism in Eukaryota, Metazoa, Chordata, Actinopteri, Salmoniformes, Salmonidae.